This is a messenger RNA of Rangifer tarandus platyrhynchus (Svalbard reindeer), 327 nucleotides long. The record is from the annotation of a GenBank genome assembly. NCBI's taxonomy places the organism in Eukaryota, Metazoa, Chordata, Mammalia, Artiodactyla, Cervidae.
AUGGGAUUCUCCAGGCAAGAAUACUGGAGUGGGUUGCAUGCCCUCCUCCAGGGGAUCUUCCUGAUCCAGGGAUCAAACCCGUGUCUCAUACACCUGCCUAUAUUGACAAGCUUGUUCUUUACCACUAGCGCCACCUUGGAAGCCCUACUGUCUGGUAAGACUGGCUUUUCCAUUACCUACCCAGACUUACCUGCUGCCAUCUCGAGAGACAGAAAAGUAGUAUUUCCAACCUUCUACAUGAUGCAAGACUGCACCCUGCCUUUCUCUAGAAAUGGUUGCCGAGAACUUCAGCACACUCUUCUGGAUGUUCUCAACCGGGAGAAGUGA